Durio zibethinus is the source of this 3538-nucleotide messenger RNA. NCBI's taxonomy places the organism in Eukaryota, Viridiplantae, Streptophyta, Magnoliopsida, Malvales, Malvaceae. The record is from RefSeq and is a predicted model, not a curated record.
AAAGUCCGAGGGAGUAAGGAGAGAAAAAAAAAAACAAUUAAAAUAUUUAUAAAUUUUUCUUUUUGCAGUAUUAUCUAUUAUCUCUGCAAAAGUUUUUAUUCACAAAAAAAAAAAGAAAAAGAAAUCACUCAUCAAUUUCUCUUUCUCGCUCCCGAGAAACAACGAAAACCCUAACUCUCUCUCUCUCUCUCUCUCUCUCACGAGUAAAUCCCCUUUAUCUCUCGCUGAAUCUGCCUUUCGUCUUUUCGAUUUGUGGUUUUCUUGUGAGUUUCUAGGUUUUUAAUGGUGUGAAAUCGAUGCCUUAGACUCAGAUUUUAAAGAUCUGUUUCUGUAUAUUUAGGUACAUAAAAUAUUUUUGUUCAUAGAGAGAAAUAGCUAUGGCGGCAUCUGAUAAAGAGCUGGAGCUACAGUUAAUGGAGGCUGGGAACAGGCUUGUUGAACCUCCUCCUUCAGUUGAUGAGCUCCUCCCUCUCCUUGACCAAGUUGAGAGUUGUCUUUCAAGGGUGGAACAAUCACCGAGCCAAUCAAUGCAAAAUGCACUCUCUCCAUCACUCAAAGCAUUGGUUGCAGAGCAACUUUUCAGACAUCCUGAUGUUGAUGUCAAAGUUGCAGUUGCUGCUUGUAUCAGUGAGAUAACAAGGAUAACUGCACCCGAUGCUCCUUAUGAUGAUGAGCAAAUGAAGGAGGUCUUUCAACUGAUUGUAUCUUCGUUCAAAAAUUUAUCUGACAAGUCCAGCCGCUCAUUCAUUAAGAGGACCUCGAUUCUUGAAACUGUUGCCAAAGUCAGAUCAUGUGUGGUGAUGUUGGAUCUCGAAUGUGAUGCACUAAUCAUUGAGAUGUUCCAGCAUUUCCUUAAGGCAAUAAGGGAUUAUCAUGCAGAGGCUGUCUUUACAUCAAUGGUGACCAUUAUGACCCUUGUACUGGAAGAAAGUGAAGACAUAUCUGCGGAGCUGCUCUUCCCAAUCUUAUCUAGUGUAAAGAGGGAUAAUGAGGAAGUUCUUCCUGUUGCUCAGAGGUUGGCAGAGAGAGUGCUUGAGAACUGUGCAUCAAAGCUGAAACCUUACCUAAUGCAAGCUGUAGAGAGCUUGGGAAUUUCUUUUGAUGAUUAUAGUAGUGUAGUUGCUUCUAUAUGCCAAGCAACAGCUGGUGCUGUGGAGCAGAAGGAUGCUGCUACUGAAAAACACGUGGAUGAUGAGAGCAAACCAGCAGAAGCAUCUUUGGGCAGGGCAGCCCAGCAGGAGGAUAAAGAGAUUCCUAAAGAAGCUGUUUCAACUGAACAAGUUGAUCUUGCAAAUGAAAAAUCUCCCAAGUCAGUAGUUAGCAAUGGCAUUGUGCAAACUGUUGAAGAGGACUCAUUGGCUGAUUUGAACUCUGUAAAGAAGCAAGAGGAUGACCAUCUUACUGGUAAGGCCAAGAAUGAUGAUACAUCAACUAUUGCUGAACCUGAUAGAUUGGAAGCUGAGAAAUUGAUCAAUUCAGAUUCUAAGUUGGAGCAAAGUACCCAGGAAAAGGGGAGGAAAUCUGAUUCAAAAUCUACAGAACCAUCUGACAGCUCUCAUGUUGAUGAGAAGGAAGAUGAGACCUUAACAGACCCGAAAAAUGACAGCAAGUAUGAUGCUGGUUUACCUCGUGAGGAUCCAUCUGUUGAUGGGGCUUUAUCCUCGGAAAAUAAAAGAGAGACAGAUGUUCAGCUUUCCUCACCAAAAGCAACAGAGGAUGAAUCAACUGCUGUUGCUUCCCCUACACCAAGUGAGACUAUACCUGAUGAGAGUCAUUCUAAAAGGGCUGCACAGCCAAAAAGAAAAGAGAGCUUGAGCAAAGAGAUCACACCUUCUAUUGAUGAUGUCUCUAAGAAGGCAUCUGAAGGGACAAGUGAUUCAGAAGCAAAAACAAAUAGACGACCAGGGAAAAAGGUUGCUACUGUGGUUUCCAGCGAGGAUAAUGCUCUUACUGAUGUAGAUGAAACUAAAAAAGAAAGUGGCACUGCAAGUGAUUCAGAGGCAAAAUCACUGAAGCAGUCAUCAAAGAAGGUAGAUUCUAGCAGUAAUAAUGUAGAUGGAUCCUCUUCAAGGCAACUGGAGGAUAAGAAAAAGCGAGCUCGGGGGAAAGUUGUUCCUGAUAAGGAUGGAACAAAAACAUCAACCAAGAAUGAUGAUGAGGAAAUGGUUGCUUCUCCGAAGUCAGUGAAGCCAAACAAAUAUGAUUCUCACAUGGAGGAGACCCCUAAGACAAAUUCCAAGAGAAAGCAUACCCUGAGUAAAGAAAAAGCAUCUGAUUCUAUAGAAUAUGGUGAGAAUCUGGUUGGCUUAAAGGUGAAGGUCUGGUGGCCCAAAGACCGUGCGUUCUAUGAAGGUUUUAUUCAUUCGUAUGAUUCUCUCAAAAAGAAGCACAAGGUGAACUAUAAUGAUGGUGAUACAGAAAUUUUAAAUCUUAAGAGAGAAAAAUGGGAGGUGAUUGAAGAUAAGCCAGAGUCAGAUGAGGAAGAAGCAGCUGAUCAUCCAAGUCCUGAUGGUUCAUCUGAAAUGCCUCAAAAGAAGAAAGCAAAAACAGCUGAUCAACCAAGCAAAAAAUCCAAGAUGGAUGCUUCACCAAAAAGGGGUGGAGGAACUUCCUCUGGAAAAUCCAAAGGUGCUGCCACAAAGCCUGGUCGCAAAACAAAGGAAGAUGGUAAAGUGGAUGGCAAAUCCAAAGAUGGCUCCAAGAGUGUCAGUAAAUCAGACAAUGACAAUGUUACCAAAUCCAAGGAUCAUACCCCCAAAAGUGGUAGUAAAUCAGUUGACGUUGCUUCAAAUGUAGGAAACAAAUCCAAGAAUGAGGACAGUGGUGACGCACCCAAGUCUACAAAAUCCAAGGAUGAUGGAAGUGUUACACCAAAAGCUUCCACAAUGUCAAAGCAAGACACUUCAAAGACAGCCAAGGCCAAGCAGGAAACCCCCAAGAUUUCCUCCAAUUCUAAGGGUAAGCCUCUUAAAAGUGGUGGCAAAUCUAAUGCUAAUGGUACUGGUAAGUCAAAAUCUGGUUCAUCGAAGGUGAAAGAAAGUGAGAGCAUGAAAGAGAACUCAACUGAUUCAGCAAAACUUGUGGAAAUUGCGAAGAGGAAAUCACCAAGUUCGUCCAAGGCACAGGGAAAUGAUUCCAAGUCUGGAAAAAAGCGGCGAAGAUGAGGUGAAAGUUACUUCAACUGCAUUGUCACUGCCAAGGGCUGGUUAUCGUCCUAUGUGGAACUUAGUUGAAUCCUAGUAUUUGUUGCAGCCUUCUUAGACCUCCGGUUGCUGCAUUCACAGCUAGCCAUGCAUUUGGUAUUUGAUGUAGUUCUUAGGUUUGUGGCCAGAAAUACUCACAGUUAAUGUAGUUUAUAGUGUUUGUAGGGUUAAGGGGUUUUUUUCUUUCUUUUGUGGAAGGAAUUCCUGUUAUUUAAGGUGCAGCAUUAGGAUACAUUGGGUUAGCCUUUUUACCUUUAAUUGAAGAGUUGCUUCUAUAGAUGAUGUAAUAGAUUCAGAAAACUUUGUCGAAGCAGCGGUGGCGUAUCUUCUGUUCU